Messenger RNA from Cavenderia fasciculata, 2013 nucleotides. RefSeq lists its product as uncharacterized. Bases 1 to 2013 code for a protein of 670 amino acids. The transcript has 7 exons. NCBI's taxonomy places the organism in Eukaryota, Evosea, Eumycetozoa, Acytosteliales, Cavenderiaceae. The record is from RefSeq and is a predicted model, not a curated record.
AUGAAUAGAUCAUUAGUACUCUUUCUAUCACUACUCUUUAUACUAGUGUUUGUGAGUCAAAGCAACCUAGUUUUGGGAGGAAGAGCAUCACCAAAGAGUAAUCAGAAUAAUAAAUACACAAAUCGACAAGUGUCUCGAGGAGCUGAUCAAGAUGAUGAUGAACUAAUCGAAUACCAAACAGUACCAUCGACACUCUACGAAAAGAUCUAUCACAACCUCUUGUCAUUCUACAAUCACCAUUCAUUCGAUGAUUUGUCAAAUGAACACAACUAUAUCAACAACAACAAAGACAAUAAUAAUAAUAAUGACAUUAGAGUCAACACUGUAGAGAAUAACAGUAAAUUCAAUGUUCAUAAGAUAUUCAAUCAAUUUAAUCAAUUUAUACAUCUUUUGUAUAACAAUAACGAUGAAUCACAACAACAACAACAAGAUGAUAAACCUAAACUUACACUUGCUCAUACUAUCGAUAUAAAGAAUAAAAAGAAGAUACAACAAAACAUCUUGAAUGCCGUUAAUAAUAUCAAUAGCAUCGAUCAUCAAUAUCAAUCAUAUUUGGAUACUGCUUCAAAAUAUUCAAAAUCAUAUCAACUUAAUAAUAAUAAUAAUAAUAACAAUAAUAACAACAAAGAGCAACAGGUUAAAACAAAGGAAAAUUCUCUUCAAUAUACUCCAUCACAAUUCUGCUCAAAUAUUGGUGUAUUAACAUAUGAUAAUCAAUUAACAAAUACAUGCCAACCAUCACAAUCUAUUCCAUGUCGUCCAGUUACAAUGGUUUGUAACAAUCAAACUAUUAAUGUUGAUAUUACAACUCCAGUUGAUAACUCUAUCGAUUAUAAUCAAUGUCAAUUAUUAGAGAUGAAAUGUCUUUCAAAUCAACCAAAUGAUAAUAUUAAUUUCCAAAACCAAUAUAAAUUAAAUUAUUGUUCAAUGAGUAUGACAUGUACAACUGGACAAUUAUGGCAAUGUGAAAUCCAAAACGUUAUUUGCGAUACCUCUACAUCAUUCAACUCACAGGUAUUUGGGUUCAAGUGUAUUAAUGAACAACUUGUAUGCAAUGGCGUUGUCAUUCCCAAGAGUCUAUACACUACAACCAUUGUACAAUACCAAAUUACAAGUGGUCAAUGUAAAGUUCAAACCAUUCCUUGUAAUCCAACUGAUGAAUGUUUAUCAUUAGAUAUUGAUUGUAAAUCACAAGGAACCGAUUGUUCAUUACAAAUUGAUCAAGAUACUGUUUGUGCAGAUUAUUGUGUCAGAAGUGUAAAUACUAGUGCAUGUGCUUGCCCAGCCGAUUACAACAGUCCAACGUGUGGCAGUCAAACCCCAUUCACAUGUAACUUGCAAACUAUCCAACCUACUCCCAACUGCACUGGCGAUAUGGUCCUCACCACUCAAAAAUGUUUCGAAUACUCAUUGUCUGAUACUGCUUCGUUUGGAUAUCUCAUGAAUUGUCAUUUUACUCAAUCUGUAGAUUCAUCCAAUCCAAAUAACUUUCCCUAUUGGAUUAAUUUACCAAAUUUCAAACUUUCAAAUCCAGUACAAUGGCAAUUAAAAACAGAUAUUAUCAACUUUUAUCAAUUGUAUACUGAUUUUGACAAUACCAGUACUACACCAAUCACAAAAGAGCAAAUGAUGGGUCAGUCAAUGCUAUGGGUCAACACGACACUCUCAUCGAUCCCAGCCAAUCGUUGGAUUUCAAAAAGAUCCUAUUUUGAAAUUGGUUUGGUAACUGGUAAUGCUAAUUUAACAAUCUCGAGAUUCUACAUCAACGCGAUCGACUAUCCCGACAACGCCAUCGUAUCACAUGUCUCAACAUGGAAAAAAACACUCAUCAUUGUCAUUUGCACCUUAGUAGGAGUUGCAUCGAUUAGGAAAAUUCAUUCUGAUUCUUUCAAUUUAAAAUCCCAAUCUACACACCCAUCCAUCAUCCAUUCAUAUACAUUACAUCACAUCCACUCAAUACCAUCAUCCGUCACCACCAAUACAUUAUAUUCAUACUUCUAUUUAUAUAUAUAA